UGAAUGUUUACAUAGAGGUAGGUCCAUUUGGUAGACAAUUCGAUGGAGAAAGGGGAAGAAAGCACAAGGCCUACCAGCAGUGCUACAAGGCCUGCCAGCACUACUGCAAUGACACAGGAAAUACCAAGAUCAUUUAUCCAGAUUGGUCAGCAUAUAACAGAUAUAUGCAUGGUUAUCAUGGGAUGAUGCCACCUACAUUUUUCCCACCGUUUGCUCCUCGUCCAAAUGCCGACCCUUAUUCAUGGAGAAACGAGCAGCCAACGGGAGUACCGUUUAGACUACCAAUUGCCUAUCAAAUUCCCUAUCCGGGAUAUUCAAGUAAUCCUAAGGACAUGACAAAACCCUCCUCGUCUACUAGGCGAUCGUUGUUUUCUUCUGAAAGCAAUACUUAUCAGGAUAGCUCAAAUGUGGGAGACGAGUUCAUUGAACAAGAGCAAGCAAGUCAACUUCAGGAUGAGGUCUUGAGUGGCGCUCCAAGAACAGAUGAGGUCUUGAGCACAAGUGGCGUUGCAGCAACAACAGAUGAGGUCUUGAACACAAGUAGCGUUGCAGUAGUAACAUAUGAGGUCUUGAACACAAGUGGUGUUGCAGCAGUAACAGAUGAGAUCUUGAACACAAGUGGCGUUCAAGCAGCAACAACAGAUGAGGUCGUAUUUCAUGGCACACAACAAAGUGUCAUUAGCCAGGUGAAUCUUCAACAUUGUUAGUUUGAGUGGUGUAUUAGAAGUUGACAAUAACUUUAUGCCUG
Molecule: messenger RNA, 748 nt
Organism: Juglans microcarpa x Juglans regia
Lineage: Eukaryota; Viridiplantae; Streptophyta; Magnoliopsida; Fagales; Juglandaceae
Exons: 5
Coding region: 165-707 (180 amino acids)
Source: RefSeq, a predicted model, not a curated record